Megalobrama amblycephala (Wuchang bream) is the source of this 1527-nucleotide messenger RNA. It is a transcript of the gene znf410, whose product is annotated as zinc finger protein 410. Gene Ontology annotation, molecular function: DNA-binding transcription factor activity, RNA polymerase II-specific; RNA polymerase II cis-regulatory region sequence-specific DNA binding. The transcript is spliced from 12 exons. Lineage: Eukaryota; Metazoa; Chordata; Actinopteri; Cypriniformes; Xenocyprididae. Bases 215 to 1489 code for a protein of 424 amino acids. Gene Ontology annotation, biological process: regulation of transcription by RNA polymerase II. The record is from RefSeq and is a predicted model, not a curated record.
CACAGAAGCACAUCCCUCAGCACGUCCCCGCGUGACCCGGAAGUGCACUCGAUCUGUCUUUGUGUUUGUGUUUAGCUGCUCUCUGUCAAACAUCAGCGGCGAUGAAGGUUAAGAGACUUUAUCAAGAUAAAUGUUUAUCAUAAUCAUCUGUCAGAUGAUGGACGAAACCUUCUCUCUCUGACCCUCCUGAACCUGAUUACAUCACGCUGAAUCCAUGCUUUCUGAUGAACUUGACUCCAAACCUGAGUGUUCUCUGGUCCUGCAGCUGCUGGUUGAGUUUGUUCAGAACGCGUCCAUCCCGCUGGGCCAGAGUCUGGAGGAGCCGGACAAACCCUCCUGCGUCCCGCUGCUGUCGCCCGCUCACGCCUCCUUAUGCAGCCCGCUGGAGCUGCCAGAGAGCGCUCUUAGCCAUGCCGCGUCUCCGGCGCUGUCAGAGUUCGGCCCCGAGCGAAGCCCGCUGGUGGUUCAGCUGCAUCAACCGUCUCCCUCGCCUCCAUCACAAACACCCACAAUCCUCCAGGACCUGCAGAACCAUGACAGCACUUCCUACGUCCUGCUCAACCUGGCCAAAGGAUUGGCCGCGUCGGCCGAGCCGCUGGUGUUUGUCCAGGAUGACGUGGACGAGGCGCAGGAGGAGAUCUCGGCCGGAGACUGUGCGGACGGCGGCGCUCCGUGGUACCUGCGGGUCCAGGAACUGGCGCACGACAGCCUGAUCGCCGCCACGCGUGCGCAGCUGGCGAAGGAAGCCCGGGCCGGCGGUAACAGUGACCACCUUCUCAGCUGUCAAUCAGAGGGGCCGAAGAAAGAGCAGCUGCCUCGAGUCGCUCGCACGGCUUCGGAGAAGAUCCACCGCUGUCCGUAUGAGAGCUGCCACAGGACCUUCACCUAUCCUGCGCACCUGAAGUACCACCUGAAGACACACAGGAACGACCGCACAUUCCGCUGUGGAGCCGAGGGUUGUGGGAAGAGUUUCUAUGUGCUGCAGAGGCUGCAGGUUCACAUGAGGAUCCACAACGGAGAGAAACCCUUCAUCUGCAAUGAGAAGAACUGCGGCAAGAGAUUCACCACCGCCGGCAACCUGAAGAACCACAGACGCACACACACCGGUGAAAAGCCCUUCCUGUGUGACGUGGACAGCUGCGGUCGAUCUUUCGCUGAAUAUUCCAGUCUGCGCAAACACAUGCUGGUACACUCUGGUGAAAAGCCGCACGUGUGCUCCAUCUGCGGGAAGACGUUCUCUCAGAGCGGCAGCAGGAACGUCCACAUGAAGAAGAGACACGGCCGGGAAACCGGUGAAGCGCUCACUCACAGCAGCUUGCUGGAGGCUGACGGAGGCAGCAGUGAUGCUCUGGUGAACAUGAAUCUGCAUCACGCCAUGUUACGAACGCAAGGUCCGGCGGAUCCGGUCGUGGUUCUGACUCCGCCUCAUGACCUGGUCACCAUGACGACAGCGCACACGUACAGCGAUGACGUGGUGGCGCUGUUGUAGUCGUUGUUUUUGUAAAUAAACUAUUUUAGGAAACAUCA